CAGCGUCAUCGUCCCCUGUUGCGUCGCAUCCCCAGCCACCAACCAACCCCCUCUAUCCGAAGCCUCACCCAAAAAACGCUUUGUUGUAAUUUCACACUUGACCUCAAUUGGAUGGAGCUUUUUCAUCCCCUGUCUUGUUGACUUUUGUUCUUUUUUGCUUCCUUUUGCUUUUCUCUCUUCCUGAGUAUCAAAACACCAAGACCUUAAUCGCUAUCGUGUGAUUAAUACCUGAUAAGAGGCCUCAAUUGGUACCUCUUGGCGUAUCGACCCGACGUCAGAUCCCCAGCCAACGCAGCAUAAUCUCCACACCUAAACGUCCCGACCCAACUGGACGCGCAGAAAAACACCGACGACGAGAGAUUUAAACGCGUGAGGCAUCAACGCAGCAGCUUCAAUUUUGAGGCACCCAAACUAUCCUUCACGAUUUGAGGUUCCCUUCAAAGCGACGCUGGGCAAUCAAGUGGUCGCCGAUCGGCGGGGCUUGUUCUGCGACGUGGCAGUCCUUUUUGGUUUCGGGAAGAAUCGUCCAGCGACGCGUGAUUCCUGGGCUUUCGACGAUUUAUACUAUAUCUUGCCGACCUCGACGACAAAUUGAGCGUAUUAUUCACUCUUGGUUGAUACAGACGAAAUGGUCGCCAAAUCAACUGUUACCGGUUUGACCGGCACGACAGGAUGGACGGGAACGAGCUUCACACGAUCGUCAAUGACCUACGACGGGCCUCCGCCAUCUACACAUGUUCGAACAUACAACUGGCCUCCUUGGCAAUUGAAUUUCUGGAUCUUUGUUAUCCUCCUUGCUUCGACGAGCAUCAUUGGCGUGUUUGCGACAUUUAUACAGAUCCAGACUCAGCUUGAGCUAGGAAUUCCAUGGUACUUUCCCUACUUUAUCACCGUCGGUUCUCUCUCUAUUAUUUUUAUUCUCGGUAUCUUCUGGCUCAUCGCCCAACGACGCCUCCUCCCCGCCAUCGUAAUGGUCGGCGGUUUCAUGUUCUUCAUACUCUGGCUCGUGGGCCUUGUCGUCGUAGCGAUACAGUUAUUCGGGCCCGAUGGAUCUAUCCAGAGCGUGUGCGAUGUACAAGUCUUUGGAAGAAAUCCUAAGGGUACGAGCAUGGCGACGAUGGCGUGGCUACAACAACGAAACAUCUGUCAAUCAUGGCAGCUUGUCUUUGCGAUGGCUCUUACUGGUACUGUCUUCUUCGUCUGGGUUAUGAUCAUGGCGUACCAAGUCUUUGUCAAUUCAUAACCCACCACUGAGGGAAAUACAGACAGAGGGGGAUAAUUGGAUUAAUGACGAAGUUACGAAGCAUGGCAUGACGCCUGGAGUUGCAUGAUUGUUACAAUAUGUUUGUUUGCAUUGGAUGGAGUUGGAUUGGACGGGACAGAACAGGGCAUUGGUGCAUUCGCAGGCAUUCUGUUGGAUAGUAUAGACGAGCACAUUAAUUGGCCUCGAAGGGAUCAUCACAUGUUGGCUUCUCACAGGGAGAAUUAAUACUUCUGAUGAUAAACCAGGGUGCCAGAAUAAAUUGGUCUGGCUCUACUAAAACAUACUAAAUUUACAUCACUGGUGCGGCUUGUGUCACGGUCUCAAUGUCAGAGUACGAUAGGAUAGUACGGUGAAAAUAACGACUAUUGCUUUUGCUUUUGUUGGU
Molecule: messenger RNA, 1649 nt
Organism: Fusarium verticillioides 7600
Lineage: Eukaryota; Fungi; Ascomycota; Sordariomycetes; Hypocreales; Nectriaceae
Exons: 3
Coding region: 629-1243 (204 amino acids)
Source: RefSeq, a predicted model, not a curated record